Molecule: messenger RNA, 3750 nt
Organism: Oncorhynchus kisutch (coho salmon)
Lineage: Eukaryota; Metazoa; Chordata; Actinopteri; Salmoniformes; Salmonidae
Product: Bardet-Biedl syndrome 4 protein
Exons: 16
Coding region: 504-2156 (550 amino acids)
Biological process (GO): cilium assembly; protein localization to cilium
Cellular component (GO): ciliary basal body
Molecular function (GO): protein binding
Source: RefSeq, a predicted model, not a curated record
AUAACUAGCUGGGAUGUUUGUUGUUAGCAGUGUAAUAUGUCUAGAAACGUUUUGCUUAGCAUUCUCCAGCUCUAGCUAGCUGAAAACAUAGCAGCUAGCUAGCUAGCUAGCCAGCUCUAGCUAGCUAACAGCUCCGUAUGGGGCCAUGGCUAAAAGGGAUCCAUCUUUUGUCAAAUUAACCGUCAAAAGUUGGCAGGUUUUGCAUUUUAACUAGCCCUAACCACUUUCCUAAUCUUAACCUAAUUGUCACAAAAUGCUACAAUAACACGUUUUGCUUAGCUAGAUAAUUAGCUAAACUCACGAAAUUAAUGUCAUAACGUUAUUUUUUCGAAAUCAAGGGGUAUGCCUUUAUUCCAUCUGUCGAUAAUUAGUGUACAUUCAAUUCAAAUAGAUCAAUGACUUAUCUUCCGUUCUUAAUGACGACCAAUAUUACUGGACGCCACAAGCAGAUGUGAAGUCGUCAUUACUAGUCGGCGACACGUUGUUAUUGUUGGACAGCAAACAUGGCGGAUGAAAGUGUUGCUGUGGAGCCAGCCUUCUUAAUUAAGCUCCCAGUGGCCUCUGAGACAAAGAAACGCCAAGCUCCAAAAGCUCCGGAACUUCCCAUUCUGGAGAGGAGGAACUGGCUCAUCCACCUGCACUACAUCCGCAAAGACUAUGAGAUCUGCAAGGCAAUGAUCAAAGAGCAGCUACAGGAGACCCAGGGAAUGUGUGAAUAUGCCAUAUACGUACAAGCUCUAAUCUUGCGUCUGGAGGGGCAGAUCCAGCCAUCCCUGGAGCUGUUCCAGAGUUGUGCCAUCCUCAAUCCCACCAGCCCCGACAACCUCAAACAAGUGGCACGAUCGCUUUUUCUGUUGGGGAAACACAAGGCAGCCAUUGAGGUUUAUCGGGAAGCUGGGAAGCUCAAUGAGAAAGACUGGGAGAUCAACCAUAAUCUGGGUGUAUGCUAUUCCUUCAUAAAAGACUUCCAAAAUUCUGAAGAGCAGUUGAAUGCAGCCCUGCAGUUGAAAAAACACGACAGGACAUUCAUGACACUGGGAAAGGUCCACUUGUUGGCGGGAGACACCGACAAAGCCAUCGAAGUGUACAAGAGUGCAGUGGAGUUCUCUCCAGAGAAUGCCGAGUUGCUGACCACUCUGGGGCUCCUGUAUCUGCAGUUGGGAAAAUACCAAAAAGCAUUUGAACAUCUCGGAAAUGCACUUACUCAUGAUCCUAAUAACUAUAAGGCCAUCCUGGCAGCAGGCAGUAUGAUGCAGACCCAUGGGGACUUUGAUGUGGCCAUGAACAAGUACCGCGUGGCAGCGUGCAUGGUCCCCGAGAGCCCCCCGCUCUGGAACAACAUCGGCAUGUGCUUCUUUGGCAAGAAGAAAUAUGUAGCAGCCAUCAGCUGCUUGAAGCGGGCCCACUACCUGUCUCCGUUUGACUGGAAGGUACUGUACAACCUGGGCCUGGUGCACCUCACCAUGCAGCAGUAUGCCUCUGCCUUCCACUUCCUCAGCGCUGCCACCAACCUGCAGCCCCACCUGGGAGAACUCUACAUGCUACUAGCAGUUGCACUGACCAAUCUGGAGGACGUGGACAAUGCCAGGAGAUCCUAUGAACAAGCUGUGGCUUUAGACCAGUCCAACCCUCUGGUCAACCUGAACUUUGCCAUUCUGCUUUACAACCACGGGGACAAGAAGGGAGCCCUGCAACAGUACCAGGAGAUGGAAAGGAAAGUCAACAUACUGAAGGACAGCAACACUGAGUUUGACCCUGAGCUAAUGGACAUGGCUCAGAAGAUGGCCGCUGCCUUGCAGGUGGGAGAGAGCCUGGAGUGGACCAAGCCGGUCAAAGACCCCAAGUCUAAGCAGCGCUCGGCUGGGGCCCCCAGUAAAACCCCUGGCAGCUCCCAGCAGCCCCUAGGCACCAACCAGGCCCUGGAGCAGGCCAUGUCCUCCGCCGCAGGCUACAACAAGAGCAUCUCACUCCCCACAGGAGUGUCCCCCCACAGCCAGCCCACGCCCCCCUCCCUGGCCUUGGAGGAGGAGCCUGAUGUGGAGACCACCCCCACCCGAGCCCCUCAGCCAGAAGAGUCAGACCCCUCCACCACCAUGCCCCCUCUGGCAGCCAAACCCAAAGUCAAGAAGAACAAGUUGAAGCAAGAGCUGAACUAGACGUCCCGUAUCUAGUCCACAGGCCUGUAGUGUAUCAUCACUCCCAGAAUGUCACUCAGCUUAUCUAGUCCACAGGCCUGUAGUGUAUCAUCACUCCCAGAAUGUCACUCAGCUUAUCUAGUCCACAGGCCUGUAGUGUAUCAUCACUCCCAGAAUGUCACUCAGCUUAUGUAGUCCACAGGCCUGUAGUGUAUCAUCACUCCCAGAAUGUCACUCAGCUUAUCUAGUCCACAGGCCUGUAGUUUAUCAUCACUCCCAGAAUGUCACUCAGCUUAUCUAGUCCAUAGGCCUGUAGUGUAUCAUCACUCCCAGAAUGUCACUCAGCUUAUCUAGUCCACAGGCCUGUAGUGUAUCAUCACUCCCAGAAUGUCACUCAGCUUAUCUAGUCCACAGGCCUGUAGUGUAUCAUCACUCCCAGAAUGUCACUCAGCUUAUCUAGUCCACAGGCCUGUAGUGUAUCAUCACUCCCAGAAUGUCACUCAGCUUAUCUAGUCCAUAGGCCUGUAGUGUAUCAUCACUCCCAGAAUGUCACUCAGCUUAUCUAGUCCACAGGCCUGUAGUGUAUCAUCACUCCCAGAAUGUCACUCAGCUUAUCUAGUCCACAGGCCUGUAGUGUAUCAUCACUCCCAGAAUGUCACUCAGCUUAUCUAGUCCAUAGGCCUGUAGUGUAUCAUCACUCCCAGAAUGUCACUCAGCUUAUCUAGUCCACAGGCCUGUAGUGUAUCAUCACUCCCAGAAUGUCACUCAGCUUAUCUAGUCCACAGGCCUGUAGUGUAUCAUCACUCCCAGAAUGUCACUCGGUCUCUAUCCGUUUUAGUUUUCAUCAAGAAUAGUUAGUCGAAGGCCACAAGGCGUUCACUAGCUUUUUGAUUUAGCUUGUUUACAAAGUGCUUUAUGUUGCUCUUUCUUAAUGGUCUUACUAACCAAGGUGAGCCAGCCUAAUGACAGAGGUGUCAUAAUGAGUUGACUUCCUGAUCAUCAAAGGCCUUGACAUGAUCUCUUUUCAGUAGUUUCAGAUACUUCCUCUGUUCAACUUUCUCUAUCGGGCCGUGUCAAAUGCAGCAUAUGAUUUUUUCUACUUAGCCUUGGUCAGUGGCAGGUCUGGGUUAUUGUUUAUAAUGACACUAAAUAUACAUUCCUCCAUUUUAAGUAACCUCUAAGAUAUGACAAUCAUGAAUGAGAUGAGGGAAAUAAAGAUUGUAGUGUUUUAUACCUAAUAUAUGGAUUUAUCAAGGGCCUUUUUUUAAACUAUUGUGGAAUUUUAAGAUGUUUAGAAAUUGUGAUGUUUGACAGAAUAGAUGUGUAUUUAUUGUUGCAAAAUCCAAAGUGCCAUGAAGGUGAUUGAUAGUGUUCUGCUCUUUAUUUUAGUCAGAGUAGUGUUAGGCUAAAUGCGACACGGUUGGUUGGGUAAACCAUGCUAGCGUGAUGAGUAGCCUUGUCUGAGACUAAAGACUUGACUUAGCUCCCCAAGCUAAGGCCUAGACGUUUAGCUCAGCGGCUAACAGUUGUGGCACGCAGAAGUCUUGUGUAAGUGUGUGUGAACAUGCAUGUAAUAUACAGGUAACUGACUAAAUAAACGAUAUAUCAAAUUAAA